AUGUCCGCCGCCGUCGCUCCUUUUCCCUCCUUUCAUGAAGGAAAUAUAAAGAACUGGUUCCUGCAAAUGGAAGCUAUCUUUACAGUCAGAAGGAUUACUGACCAAAAGACAAAGUUUGGCCACGUGGUGGCGGUUUUGCCACCCGCCAUUGUUGAUGAGGUCUCAGACUUCCUAGAAGCCGUUCCUGAAGUAGAACCCUACGCCCGGUUAAAAGAAGCGAUCUUAAGGAGAAUGGGCCGUACGGAGGAAUCAUUAAUCCGGGAACUAUUUAGCAACCUAACUUGCGAUGGCAGGACUCCCUCCCAACUCCUUCGUUAUAUGAAAAGCCGACUCGGCAAAAAUACCAUGGCUGACUCUAUAUUAAAAAGCUUGUGGCUGGACCGUCUCCCCACCACCAUUACCCAAAUUUUGGCGCCAAUGUCCGAAAACACCUCGAUCGAUCAAUUAGCGGACGCCGCUGAUCGUAUUUUCUCGCAACUGGAUAAUCAGACAAUGCCAGUACACAAUGCUGAAGCGACUAGGGACCACAGCUCCUUGGAAAAAACAGUCGAGGAUUUGCAGCGCCAAGUUAAAGAUUUAACAUUAGCUCUAGAAAGCCAGGGUCGAAGCCGGUUCCCUUCCCGCCGGCGCUUCAGAAGUCGACCACGCUCGUCAAGUCGGAACAAGGAUGCCACUCCUACUAUGUGA
This is a messenger RNA of Acanthosepion pharaonis, 687 nucleotides long. The record is from the annotation of a GenBank genome assembly. Lineage: Eukaryota; Metazoa; Mollusca; Cephalopoda; Sepiida; Sepiidae.